Messenger RNA from Saccostrea cuccullata (small rock oyster), 639 nucleotides. RefSeq lists its product as uncharacterized. The coding region runs from base 1 to 630 and encodes 209 amino acids. The transcript has 6 exons. NCBI's taxonomy places the organism in Eukaryota, Metazoa, Mollusca, Bivalvia, Ostreida, Ostreidae. The record is from RefSeq and is a predicted model, not a curated record.
AUGACGACUUAUUUUGUUCUGAGUCCCCUCACAUCCAGUGAAGGAGUUAAAAUACUACAGCCUAAACAGAGGGAGGUAUCAAGGGUAGAUAUAUACUUUAGGGAAGGACCGAACAAUUCCUCUCCUUCAGUGUUUGAUGUGUAUCUGGGAGACCGCUUCUAUAUGUUUAUUACAUACACAGGUGAACAUCAUGUCAUCAGACCAGUAGAAUGCAAGGCCUUCUCUGGCACAGUAGUAAAAGAAGGAUCAGAAAACGUGACUCUUUGGAAUACAAGUUCCUGUAACUCGACAGAGAGCAACGUCUUAAUGGACAAUUUCGAUCAGACAUCACCUCAAGUUUUACGAGCUCGACUGUAUGGAUUUCGCUUCAAAUCAAGUUCAUAUGUCACCAUAGAAUGUAUAGUUCGUAUCUGUAGACAGAAUACAAACUGUGCAGAUGAAGAGAUUUGUCAUGAAAGUAGAAAAAGGCGUCGCAGGAAGGAACCAUCAGCUCUUAGCUCGUCGUUUUUCAAGGUUCUGAAUCGGAAUAGAAUUCACAGUAGAGCUGAAACAAUCCCCGUACUUCAUCGAUUCACACUGCGCUGCAUGUUUGUACUGGCCCCUUUUAUCAAGACUCCAUAUAUUAUAUAAAAUUUAUAU